AUUCACUUAAAAAUAGUUAGCUUAUCUAAAUAUCCGUAUUAAUUGACUCCUGGUGACUUGUCUAGUUUAAGAUAAACUUUUUAAAUUAAUUUUUGCGCACUGAGCAAUUUUAUCGUGUUAUUGUGAUUUAGAGAAUAAAGUUGCAGAAUCUAUUGAUAUAUCGAUUGCAAUUUAUAAGAAAUACAUACUGUAUUAACUUUAGUGUAUAUUUGGAACAAAGGAAAUAAUAAACUUAAGGAUGAGGAUUGCUUUCAAUAAAAUAGUAAUUAAGUGUGAUGAAAGUUAGAAAGGGUAAUCAGAUUGGCGUUUAAUGAGUUUUAAUAAGGAAAGAAUUAAUAGUGUAAAAUAUUAAAAAAAACUAGGUGAUUGCUAUAUAAAUAUUAUAAAAAUUAUAUACUUUAGAAAAUAUCUUUUUUGA
Molecule: messenger RNA, 418 nt
Organism: Paramecium octaurelia
Lineage: Eukaryota; Ciliophora; Oligohymenophorea; Peniculida; Parameciidae
Source: the annotation of a GenBank genome assembly